This is a messenger RNA of Colletotrichum abscissum, 846 nucleotides long. RefSeq lists its product as uncharacterized. The coding region runs from base 1 to 846 and encodes 281 amino acids. The transcript has a single exon. Lineage: Eukaryota; Fungi; Ascomycota; Sordariomycetes; Glomerellales; Glomerellaceae. The record is from RefSeq and is a predicted model, not a curated record.
AUGUCGGAGCUCACGGGCAGUGACCCAGCCAUGGCCAGUACGCCAGAGUCUGCAGCCAACACAAACACCGAUAUACCCCAAACACAAGGAUCGGACUUCACGAACAUUCCAGAGGCAAUCCUUACCUCAGAGCCAGGCAUCAACAAGUCAGAACCGGACGAUGAUAUGAUACACCCUGAAGUCCUUGCGACUAUGCAGUCGGUCUUCAAAGAAGAGGUGGAGGCCCACAUGCCGGAAUUGUCAUCCGCCUGCCCGGAGUCAGUCACAGAUUUGACGCCAGAAGUCAUUGCAAAAUACCUGGCUCUUCACACGAGAGAUAUGGCACUUGUCUCCAUGGAAAAUCCCAGCCCAGCAUGCAGUCAGCCAACAACACUUAUACGAAGCUGUGCACAGGAGCCAGAAGAACUCCGAUUGUUCAAGGCUGAGGCACAUGAUUACACCUCUCCGAUUGAGCGGCAGCUGAGAGUCCACACUACCGAUUUAGGAGAAUUUACCGGGAAGAUGAUCUCCUUUGCAACAAACAUGUCACAACAAGCAGACCCUAGUCACCGUCCAUUGGUUAGGUUUGAGAAAAUCUACAGCUUGCAGCCUUAUCAAACUACUGAUCAUCUGGCGGGACCGGCGCACCCUCUGACUCACUGCCUGUUGUCUCUCGGGGCUACGCUCCCCUCGGAACUUUCGUGGCAAUCCGAUUGCAAAAGAUCAAGGGUCACGGUCAACAAACAAACCGGAACAUGGAUAUUCAUUGAAUACAGGGGAAUCCAUGGCGACUACUUCAUCUGGAUGGAUCGUGAAGUUGGAAAGGGUUGGAAGCUAGGUCCUCUGUACGUUGAGUUGAGAAUUUGA